AAAAUUUGCACUUCCAUCAUUUUGUAUAGUACAUCGAGUGGAAUCGAAAUCAUCAGAGUGAAUUUCGUGGUUAAUAAGUGAUUUCUGUUGAAAAGGAAGCCAUUAGAAUAAAUCAAGAUGGUUCAAGGAUUGCAGGGAAUGUCUAUGGCCAGCCUGAAGAAAAAUCCAGCGCUGAUUCCGCUUUAUGCUUGUAUCGCCGUUGGUUCUUUUGCUGCCGUUUUCUACACCCUUCGGCUGGCUAUCUCUAGCCCCGAAGUCACCUGGAACCGCACCAGCAAUCCGGAACCCUGGGAAGCUUACAGGAACAAGCAGCACAAGUUCAUGUCCCCAGUCCGGGACUACUCCAAAAUUGAGAGCCCAGCCCCGAAAUACCAGGAAUAAAUCUCUUUUGGAAGAGGUAGUUGCCGAACAGCAGGUAAACUCAAGUAGCACUAUUUAACAACUAAAAAGUUUGAACAACAAAAAAGUGUAAAAGCAAAAUCGUUACCAGCACUCUCCAGAAUUGUUAAAAAUGACAUUUUGGUAGGCUGUUGGUCGGGAGACAAUGAAGAGCGGAAUAAAUCAGUGAUAACGCGGAUUA
Uranotaenia lowii is the source of this 580-nucleotide messenger RNA. RefSeq names its product cytochrome c oxidase subunit NDUFA4-like. The transcript is spliced from 3 exons. The coding region runs from base 118 to 381 and encodes 87 amino acids. The record is from RefSeq and is a predicted model, not a curated record. Lineage: Eukaryota; Metazoa; Arthropoda; Insecta; Diptera; Culicidae.